ACCACCGCCACCACCAACAACAAUUCAAAACCUUCGAGUAACUCGAACUCUAUAAAUCAAAAUCUUUUGCCAUCCUCCAUGCAACAACUGAACAAAUCAAAUCAAUCUACAACACAACAGUCUGCUGCCGCUUCAUCAUCGCAAGCUACGGGCGUGGGUGCCGCCGCAUCAUCAACAUCAUCAUCAUCAUCAGCCGCCGGCAGUCAUCAGAAGAAUAAUCAUCAUACGCAGCAUAAUGUACAGGUGCAGUCGUCGAAUCACAAUAAGAAAAAUGAAGAUGCUCCAAAUAUUUUGGUUUAUAAAAAGAUGGAGGCGGUCAUAGAAAAAAUGCAAGCCGAAAGCACUGGCGUCUCGGUGCGCACCGUUAAAGGAUUUAUGACAAAAGUUCCUUCGGUAUUUACGGGUGCCGAUCUAAUAUCAUGGAUAUUGAAAAAUUUAGAUGUAGAAGAUGUUACCGAAGCAUUGCAUUUUGCACAUUUAUUGGCCUCACACGGUUAUAUAUUUCCUAUAGAUGAUCAUCAGUUGACGGUGAAGAAUGAUGGGACAUUUUAUAGAUUUCAAACUCCCUAUUUCUGGCCCUCUAACUGUUGGGAACCCGAAAACACUGACUAUGCGGUUUAUUUAUGUAAACGCACUAUGCAAAAUAAAACCCGCUUGGAAUUGGCCGAUUAUGAGGCAGAAAAUUUGGCAAAAUUACAAAAAAUGUUUUCAAGAAAAUGGGAAUUUAUAUUCAUGCAGGCUGAAUCCCAAAGUAAAGUGGCCAAAAAGCGAGAUAAAUUAGAGCGCAAGGUAUUGGACUCACAAGAACGAGCCUUUUGGGAUGUACAUCGGCCCAUGCCGGGCUGUGUGAAUACCACAGAAAUUGAUAUUAAAAAAGCAUAUCGUCGUGGCUGUUCCAGUCAUGGCACCGGCUCGGCCGGAGCAGCAGUAACGAAAAAUCCUAUAGAACAAUUAACGCGUAUUAUAACGUUGCGCAAACAGAAAUUGGAACGCAGAACUAUAAAAGUAUCAAAAGCAGCGGAAGCAUUGGUAUCUUACUAUGAGCAAUAUAAUGAAUUUGAUUACUUUAUAACCUCACCAGAAUUGCCCAAUCCCUGGCAAACUGACAGCACAGAAAUGUGGGAGGCAGAGAAAACUAGCAAAGAGGUGCCCAUGCGCCGGGUCAAACGUUGGGCCUUUAGUAUGCGAGAGUUAUUGAAAGAUCCCAUGGGUCGUGAACAAUUUGCCAAGUUCUUGGAAAAGGAAUACAGUUAUGAAAAUUUACUCUUCUGGGAAGCUGUACAAGACAUGAAAGCUUUGCCCCAAACCGAAAUCAAAGAAACCAUACAACGUAUCUGGAAUGAAUUCCUAGCACCCGAUGCUCCUCGGGCCGUCAAUGUCGAUUCUAAAUCGGUGGAAUUGGCCAGAGAGGCGGUAAAUUCACCCAAUGGCCCCAAUCGCUGGUGUUUCGAUGUGGCUGCCGCCCAUGUUUAUCAUCUAAUGGAGAGAGACUCCUAUCCCCGCUACUUACGUUCGGAAAUGUACAAGGAUUAUAUCAAUUGCUCACGCAAGAAGGUCAAGUCUAUACCAAAUCUGUUUGGGGUGAAACGCUGAAGUGUGGUUCCCGCGGUUGGCAUAACAACCGCGGCUCAUUCCUCAUCCUUAUCAUCACAAGGCGGCCAGGGAGGAGGUACUGGGGCCAGUACCUCCU
Molecule: messenger RNA, 1690 nt
Organism: Calliphora vicina (urban bluebottle blowfly)
Lineage: Eukaryota; Metazoa; Arthropoda; Insecta; Diptera; Calliphoridae
Gene: RSG7
Product: Regulator of G-protein signaling 7
Exons: 7
Coding region: 79-1593 (504 amino acids)
Biological process (GO): positive regulation of GTPase activity; intracellular signal transduction; G protein-coupled receptor signaling pathway
Cellular component (GO): neuron projection; cytoplasm
Molecular function (GO): GTPase activator activity
Source: RefSeq, a predicted model, not a curated record